Sabethes cyaneus is the source of this 1455-nucleotide messenger RNA. It is a transcript of the gene Bgb, whose product is annotated as protein big brother. Bases 265 to 957 code for a protein of 230 amino acids. Gene Ontology annotation, biological process: regulation of transcription by RNA polymerase II. The transcript has 3 exons. Gene Ontology annotation, molecular function: transcription coactivator activity; sequence-specific DNA binding. NCBI's taxonomy places the organism in Eukaryota, Metazoa, Arthropoda, Insecta, Diptera, Culicidae. The record is from RefSeq and is a predicted model, not a curated record. Gene Ontology annotation, cellular component: nucleus; core-binding factor complex.
UCAGUUCCGUUGUGCGACUGACGAAGGUCGGAAUAAAAAAAUCACAAUCUUUAAUCAAAGUAGGCGAAUUACUCGAAGGUGUGCUGUGCUUUGGGGGUGUCUUUUACAUUGUUUAACCGUCCUGGUGACCUGUGACUUCGACUACUUAGUGUCGUGAGUGACGUUUUGUGUGUGCACAACAACAACAACAACAACUGAAGAAAAUAAGUGAAGGAAUUUUUGUUUGUUUUUGAUCAGCCUAGCCUACCGAAUUCUUCAUCCAAGAUGAUGAACGACCCGGCCGCCCUGGGGAUGAUUCCCUUCGACACGAUUGGAUUAUACGAGCAGCCGAAGCCGAGGUUCAUCUUCAAAAUGCCUCGCGUCGUGCCGGACCAGAAGAACAAAUUCGAAAGCGACGACCUGUUCAAGAAGCUGAGCCGCGAUAGUGAGGUCCGAUACACCGGCUUCCGGGAUCGCCCGAUCGAGGAGCGGCGCGGUCGCUUCCGGGCCGGUUGCUGCGAGGGCCACACCGAAAUCUCGUUCGCUGCCACCGGCAUCAACCUGCAGCUAGUGUUCAACCCGAACCAUGGCCUGUACCACCACCCGCACCACCAUCACCAUCACCAUCCGGCGCACCUGGGACUGGAGAAGGAGUGCGAUUUCGACAAGGAGCACGGCAAGGUCCAUAUUAAGUCUCACUUCAUUAUGAAUGGAGUGUGCGUUCGGUUCCGCGGUUGGCUGGACAUGGAACGACUGGACGGUAUCGGUUGUCUGGAGUUGGACGAAAAGCGAGCCGCCCAAGAGGAUGCCAUCUUGCGGGAGCAACUGGACCGCUACAAUCAACGUCUGCGGGACUUCGAGGACAAGCAGAGAAGCUACCAGCGAACCACUCAGGACGAGUUCGAACAAAUGCGCCGAAAUGGUUCCGGAAUCGGUGUCGGUGUCGGUACCGGUGCCACGGGCAUGUGGAGGCGAUAAACGGUGUUCGAUUCGUCUCGUUCCGUCAAAGGUGCAAAAAGCUGUGUGUGUGAUUCCUAAUUGAUACUCCCCGCCCCGACGACCGUAGGACUGCUGCUGGGACGAAACCGGCACAGGUGUUAAGGUGAAAUUUUAAUCUCUUUUUAACAUGUAUCGAAACUGAUAUGUCGAAUUAUUGGUGAAAUGAUUAAAGGGCAUCAAUUUAAAUAAACUUAGAAAGAGAGCAGCUGAACAUUUCGAUCGCGUUAUGUAAAUAUGAUUUAAAGUUCGGAAUCCGAUCGCGCUACGUGGCACAAACCAGGCGACAUUUCGAUGUUGUUAACUACUUACUUUCGCAAUCAUUUAUUUUAAGUUUUUUUUACAGGUUAUUCGUAAGCGAGAUUUUUACAUUAUUUUAUUCGAACUUCAACCAAAAAAAGCAAAGAACGAUUAUUUCUUUUGCUGAACUUUUAAGCGGCAAACUUUAUAGGUUUUAAGUAGAAACGUAUCAAUACAUUU